Messenger RNA from Durusdinium trenchii, 321 nucleotides. The record is from the annotation of a GenBank genome assembly. Lineage: Eukaryota; Dinophyceae; Suessiales; Symbiodiniaceae.
AUGGCGAGCAGCAUUGGUGAGAUGGCGGUGAUUGCGCACCGCUUCAUCAUCUCACCACAGACGAGCCCACAGGCCUUCUGCAAUGUCAUCAAGUUGGGCACCUUCUGCCGAACCGUGGUGUGGCCAUGCUUGCCGCCACUGAUGAUGUACCAGUACAUCCGUGGAAAGGAUGAGGACAUGUACUCCAUUGACGUGCUCUACUACAAGUCUGGCUCCUCUGAAACCAAGGCCUUCUGGGAUGGUUCCCGGGUCCGGGGAUCUGGACACUGGCGCCUCAUGCAGGACUUGGAGACCAUCCGCGCUGCUGCCAAUUCUGAGUGA